Molecule: messenger RNA, 381 nt
Organism: Iphiclides podalirius (scarce swallowtail)
Lineage: Eukaryota; Metazoa; Arthropoda; Insecta; Lepidoptera; Papilionidae
Source: the annotation of a GenBank genome assembly
AUGGCAAGCGAGGUGGAGUUAGCUCAAUCGGCCACGGCUGGUGGCGAUACCAUAUUCGGAAAGAUUUUGAGAAAUGAAAUACCCGCUAAAUUUGUCUAUGAAGAUGAGCAGUGUGUAGCAUUCCAUGAUGUGAACCCUCAAGCUCCUACUCACAUCCUUGUGAUACCCAGAAAAGCUAUACCGCAGUUGUCUAAAGCUACAGAUGAAGAUGAGCAGCUUCUUGGUCACUUACUAAUUGCUGCACGCAAAAUUGCAGCCAAAGAGGGUUUGGACAAGACUGGUUUUCGGCUUGUUAUAAAUGAUGGAAAAGAUGGUGCACAAAGUGUGUACCAUUUGCACAUUCACAUUUUGGGAGGACGCCAAAUGCGUUGGCCUCCUGGC